GCUAUUUAAGGAGAUGCCCGCUCCCUCGUGUUUUCAUAUCGUUACACAACCAGCUCCACUCUCUCUCUACAUCUUCUCUUCAGGAGCGAUCUGUAAGGUUGCAGAUAGAAAAGGAAAAUGGUGAAGAUUUGCUGCAUUGGGGCUGGCUAUGUUGGGGGUCCUACCAUGGCUGUGAUAGCACUUAAGUGCCCAUCCAUUGAAGUUGCCGUUGUUGAUAUUUCUGUUGCUCGUAUCACAGCCUGGAACAGUGAGCAGCUUCCCAUCUACGAGCCUGGCCUUGACGAUGUGGUGAAGCAGUGCCGGGGUAAGAAUCUCUUCUUCAGCACUGACGUGGAGAAGCAUGUCUGUGAGGCUGAUAUUGUCUUUGUUUCUGUCAACACCCCAACAAAGACUCGGGGCCUUGGAGCAGGAAAAGCUGCAGAUCUGACAUACUGGGAAAGCGCAGCCCGUAUGAUUGCUGAUGUGUCAAAAUCUAACAAAAUUGUAGUUGAGAAAUCAACGGUCCCUGUCAAAACAGCUGAGGCAAUUGAGAAAAUUCUAACCCACAACAGCAAGGGAAUUAGCUUUCAGAUUCUAUCAAACCCUGAAUUCCUUGCAGAGGGAACUGCAAUCAAAGAUCUUUUUAAUCCUGACCGGGUCCUCAUUGGAGGUAGGGAGACCCCAGAAGGCCAGAAGGCAAUCAAAACAUUGAAGGAUGUUUAUGCCCACUGGGUUCCUGAAGACCGAAUCAUAUGCACAAAUCUAUGGUCAGCAGAACUGUCAAAGCUUGCAGCCAAUGCUUUCCUGGCCCAAAGAAUCUCAUCUGUUAAUGCCAUGUCUGCUCUCUGUGAGGCUACUGGAGCAGAUGUCGCACAGGUGUCAUAUGCUGUUGGUACGGACACAAGGAUUGGGCCCAAGUUCUUGAAUGCUAGUGUUGGUUUUGGUGGGUCUUGCUUCCAGAAGGAUAUUUUGAACCUGAUUUACAUUUGUGAGUGUAAUGGCCUUCCAGAGGUGGCAGAGUACUGGAAACAAGUCAUUAAGAUUAAUGAUUAUCAGAAGAACCGAUUUGUGAACCGUAUUGUUGCCUCUAUGUUUAACACAGUUUCAAGCAAGAAGAUUGCCAUUCUAGGGUUUGCCUUUAAGAAGGACACUGGAGACACCCGGGAGACCCCUGCUAUUGAUGUGUGCAAGGGGCUGUUGGGUGACAAGGCCCGGUUGAGCAUAUAUGAUCCGCAGGUCACUGAGGACCAGAUUCAGAGGGACCUUACAAUGAACAAGUUUGAUUGGGACCAUCCCCUUCACCUCCAGCCAAUGAGUCCCACUACUGUGAAGCAAGUGAGUGUUGUUUGGGAUGCCUACACGGCAACAAAGGAUGCUCACGGUGUUUGCAUUCUUACUGAGUGGGAUGAGUUCAAGACUCUUGAUUACCAGAAGAUAUAUGAUAACAUGCAGAAACCAGCUUUUAUUUUUGAUGGCAGGAACAUCGUGAACGCUGAUAAACUGAGGGAGAUUGGUUUCAUUGUGUACUCAAUUGGUAAGCCUCUGGAUGCAUGGCUCAAGGACAUGCCUGCUGUGGCAUAAUGGAGAUCCUUUGAUCAGGUGGCUUGUCAUGAAAUCAGCUAGACUCUAUAGCUUUAAGGCAAUCAGUGGGAUUUCCGAUGCUUCUUAUUUUUGGUUAGUCAAGAGGAUGAUUGGUGGUCUUACCAUUUUGGUCAAAAUAAGAGGCUUUGUGUUUUACCUUACAUUGUAUCCAGUGAUAUUACCUACUGCCUGUUAGUUGUUUUCUAAUAGAACUUGAUUUGUUUGGUUUAA
Cornus florida is the source of this 1791-nucleotide messenger RNA. Its product is annotated as UDP-glucose 6-dehydrogenase 1. Gene Ontology annotation, cellular component: cytosol; nucleus. Gene Ontology annotation, biological process: glycosaminoglycan biosynthetic process. NCBI's taxonomy places the organism in Eukaryota, Viridiplantae, Streptophyta, Magnoliopsida, Cornales, Cornaceae. Gene Ontology annotation, molecular function: NAD binding; UDP-glucose 6-dehydrogenase activity. Bases 118 to 1560 code for a protein of 480 amino acids. The record is from RefSeq and is a predicted model, not a curated record. The transcript is spliced from 2 exons.